This is a messenger RNA of Punctularia strigosozonata HHB-11173 SS5, 816 nucleotides long. RefSeq names its product zf-DNL-domain-containing protein. Gene Ontology annotation, biological process: protein import into mitochondrial matrix; protein folding; protein stabilization. Gene Ontology annotation, cellular component: mitochondrion. The coding region runs from base 1 to 756 and encodes 251 amino acids. The record is from RefSeq and is a predicted model, not a curated record. Gene Ontology annotation, molecular function: protein-folding chaperone binding; zinc ion binding. The transcript has 2 exons. NCBI's taxonomy places the organism in Eukaryota, Fungi, Basidiomycota, Agaricomycetes, Corticiales, Punctulariaceae.
AUGCUGCCUCGCUUCGCCCACGCCUCCCGAGCUGUAACAACACCACAAGCACAGCUCUUCGCUCCUCUCAAACGUCUUCACCAAUGCCCCGCGCUCGACAGCCCGACCUGCUCACGACCGUUCUCCCGGCGCUCAAGCUCGUCGGCCUCCUCGUCCUCGCCUACCUCUUCUUCGACCACUUCCUGCUCACGAUCCUCUUCGCGCCUCUCACCGCGCUCUUCGCUCUAUUCAACAACUUAUUCGGCAUCCUUAUCGUCUUCGCGGCGCUCCUUUACGUCGUCGUCUUCCGCGUUCUACCAGCCGCCCAAGCCCGACCCCAACUCCAAGACAAGUCUGCAUUCGGGGCACCACCGAAACACCCCAGCGUUCGACGGGCCGGGCGGCGCUAGCGCAGAGUGCGCUGAUCCGCCGCAGAACGCGCUCAGCCCACCACCGGCGGAUUCGCCGGGCUCACAGGUGCUGGGCAAGAUUGAGCAGCGCCUGCAAAUCACGUUCACCUGCACCGUCACGGACUGCGGCACGCGCUCGUCGCACGAGUUUACGAAGCGGUCCUACGAGCGCGGAAUCGUCAUCGUGCAGUGUCCAGGAUGCCAAAACAGGCAUCUCAUCGCGGACCAUCUGGGGUGGUUCAAAGAGUCCACUGAGGAUGGUAAACUUCGUACGGUCGAGGAUCUCAUGCGAGCCAAGGGCGAGCAGGUCCGCCGGGGCCACAUUGACGGGAGUGGCGAAGUCGUCGAGUAUGCACCAGAGUCUUGAGCUUGGCAGGGGACCGUGCGCUCUCCCCUUGAAUUCAUGCCACGGCUCAUUUUGGACCAC